Messenger RNA from Scheffersomyces stipitis CBS 6054, 663 nucleotides. RefSeq lists its product as uncharacterized. Gene Ontology annotation, molecular function: mRNA binding. Lineage: Eukaryota; Fungi; Ascomycota; Pichiomycetes; Serinales; Debaryomycetaceae. The record is from RefSeq and is a predicted model, not a curated record. The transcript has a single exon. The coding region runs from base 1 to 663 and encodes 220 amino acids. Gene Ontology annotation, cellular component: cytoplasm; ribonucleoprotein complex; nucleus.
AUGUCUCUGGCCUCUCCACAUAUAAACACCAUCUAUGUCCACAAUCUCAACGACAAGGUGUCACUCAAAAAGUUGCGCCAGUCACUCGACGAAAUCUUCAACAAAUUUGGCACCAUCAUACAAAUCACAGCCCACAAGAAUCUCAAGAUGAAGGGCCAGGCUUUUAUCACAUUCGAGACAGCCGAGUCUGCUGCCAAGGCAUUGGUCAAACUCCAAAACCAUCAGCUUUUCAACAAACCCAUUAAAAUACAAUAUGCCAAAACCAACUCAGAUAACUAUUUUACGCAAGUCGCGAACGAUCCAAAACCAAUAGAAACCAGAAAAGAGUUGAAAGCAAAACAGCAAACCAAGAAAAGGACAGCCGACGAGUCAGAACAGAAACCCCAGAAGAAGAAGAUCAAAAUCGACGACUGGAAGAAACUUCCUCCAAAUAAAAUUCUCCUUCUUCAGAACUUAUCUGGAUCGGUGGACCAGACUAAGCUUUCUUCUUAUUUUGAACAAUUCGCUGGCUUCGUCACUGCCAGACUUGUUAAAGCCCGUAACUUGUCAUUUGUAGAGUUUGAGAACGACCUGGCUUCUACAGAAUGUAUUUCAAAAGUCGAUCUGGUCGUGUUGAAGGAAAACUUUGGCGACGAAGCCUUCUUGACCUACGCAAAGAAAUGA